CACACACACACACACACGCACAGACACAGACACGCGCGCGAACACACACACAGUAGGCGGAGGCAGUAGACAUACACACACAGACACGUAGUAGGCGGAGGCAAAAAUCCACACACACAUACAUUGGAGGGAACCCCAUCAGCUGUGGGAAGCAACACAGCUUCAACUUACUUUUAUUUUUCUUUCUAGUACUCAUAAUUUCUUGAUUUUGAAGCGCUAUUUUGGAUGUGUCCCAUUGAGGAGUUGUCUUAGAGCUUAAGAGCUGAAGGCGUACUUCAUUAUACUUUGACAAGGACGGCGGUAGAGGAAGAAAAAAACCGAAAACACGGACUAGAGAAGGUGGCUUUGAAAGCAUGGAAUAUUUCAUGAUGCCGACAGAAAAGAUACCGUCCUUGCAGCAGUUCAAGAAGACGGAGAAGGAUGUUAUCGGGGGUCUUUGCAGGUGUGUAGCUUGCUUAUUGUUUUUUAAAACGUGUGCACAAAUCCCCCCUCGUGUGUAGUGUGUGUAUGUGCGUGUGAUGCAGUGUGACUCCAGUUAGCAUGCUAGCGCUUAGCCUCGCUGCGAUGUGUUGCCAAAGGCGCAUGGUUGUAGAAAUUAGCAGCUUGUUGGCCAGCGGCUGAUGGCGACAAGGAAAUGUUGCAUAACUUAUCCUGUGUUCAUACAGAUGUUGGUAGAAUGGCAUGUAAUAACAAUACGGGCAUGUUCCAGCUCAUCCAGCACAGAAAUAUGUAAAUCAGUGACACGAAAUCGAUACAUUUGCGUCCAGUUGAACAUCAACCACGUGGUAGUUAACGUGCUCUCCACCGCUUCACUGCUGUAAACCAAAUAACGUGUUUAUAGACUGCCGCACUCGUUUUUUAAUUCAAGUAAUUGUUGUGUGUUGUGAAUGUGUGUUUAUGUAUCACAGACACGUUAAAGGCCAUGCUUUGUGCGUAGUAAAAUAAUGCUCCGCGCAGCAGCCAUGGCUGCGUCGUGUGCUAAAAUUAGCCUAGCCUGGCUAACUGCUUAGCCUCUACCAUGCUCUCGCUACCGGAUAAUGUUGGACGUUUUAACCAAUCCGUACAGACUUUGUUAAUGGUAACGUGUUGUUUUGAAUUGUGGCUAAAGACAAAUAUUUCUUUCCCCUAACCGGCAGACUCGUAAUCACUGCUAGCUUUGUGCUAAUGGUAAAACGCAUUGUUCUCCGCGAUGCCAGACGGCCUGCUGCUGCGCGCGGAGUCAGAUUUCACUGUUAACGCAGCAGCACCUCACGCGCCCUCCGGCGGCCAUGUUAAAGCAGCUCAUGUGAACCGCAGCUGAUACCAGCUGAUCACACUCAUGAACCAUAGAAAACACGCCAUCGACCACCUCGACUGCAACAGUGCGUUGUUUGCGUCGGAGCUUCAGUGUGCAAAAUAAAAAGCAACAUGCGACAUCUAGUCUGGAAAAGUUUAGACAGAGUUAAAUGUGAAUAGAAACCGAAUUGAAAUUAUUUGCCCAACAGCGACACACAAUUUGUAACUAGAAAUCUGCUUAUUUACUAAUUUGUUGAUGUGUUUUUAAUUAUCGGCAUUGGUUGACAUCUGGGUUCAAAAGAUGGAUUUUUAAAGGGCAGCUUAGAUAAAAUAACCAGUAAAGUUCGCAGAGUCUGCUGCCAGCACUGUCAGUGUGGCUGGUAGGGGACAGUGGGGUAAGUUGAGCCACCCCCUGUUGCUUGGAAAUAGUAAAAGAAAUUGAUCAUGAGACAAAAUAUUUACGAGAUGGGCAUCAAUUCAUGGAGUCUGUGAAGGUUAGAAGCACAUAGGUGAAGGGGUUAGACAUUUAUUUCCAAAAACAUUUUUCACUCUUGAAAGUGAAUUUAGUCUGUCAUAAGUUUUAUUAGAAUUGUGUUCAGACCAAAAAAGAUCAUUUUAAAUUUGUUUUAUACAUCAAUUGUGGUAUCUUUGAGCUAAAACAUAAAAGUCCACCAUUUUAGCUUAGAUGACUAAUAAAGUCAUAAUAGUAGUUCUGGGGUAAGUUGAGGCUCAACUGAGAAAGUAAAGGAGUCUAAUGAGAGGAUCAGAGUUUCAGUUCAGAUUGUUGAAAUGUUUUACUUUUUCUUUUCUAAAAUACAGCUGUGAAUGUUCUGAAUCACUUAAAGGCAUUCUCAUGUUAAAAUGUUUUUUUUCUUUGUUUUUUUUUUUUGUUUUUUACAAAACAGCUUUUAAGACGUUAUAUGCAAUAAUAAUUAAAAGAAUUAUUGUACCAGUUGAAUAGCGUAUAAUAGAUAAAAAUUACCCUGUGUAUGUGCUAAGUUGACCAUAGGAGACCACUUUUUUGUCAUGCUGUAUUAUCAAGACAGUUUUGUUUACACUCAUUCUGUUGGUUUGCAGGAAUGCACAACAUCUUGAAAUAUAUGCAGAUACACUAGUUAGAGACAAAACUAUGACUGUCUUGAUGUAGUGAUCCAAAAUAUGAAAAAAAGGCUCAUCUUACACCACUCUCCCCUAAUGUUGACGUUUCCCUAAAUGAUGACAUAUUUUGCCCGCAGUCACAAGCAAGCUAGUAUGUGCCUAACAUUUUGAAUGGCUGACAAGUCAGGGCUGCAGUCAGGCCAGUUCAGCACCAUGACCAUUUACCAUUAAGCCUCACUGUUGAAUGACAGAAUGACAUGAGGCAUUUACUUGCAAGCAGGCCCCUCCAGGAAGAAGACGUUAUCAGCUUGCCUGCAUAUAUUGCCCUAAAACUCGUACACAUCUACCACGUUGUUGUUGCCUUUAUAAACAAUGGGUGCAGUCCCAUUAAGCUGUACACAGCUGUGAUUUUCUACCAUUAUUCCAAGUCUGACUUGUCAGGCCAUAGGAAAGUUUGCUCCCCAGCUCAGUCUCAGUGAACCCAGAGGAGGCAUCUCUGGAUCAGGUUUCUACUGUUUCCUCUUUGCAUGUUUUUAUUUGUUUGAUUCAGCCAUGAACUUCGAUCAUGUUUUUGAAAGUGUCAAUCAACAAAUAUAUCAGAAAUAAUUAUAUCAGGUGUUGCAUAAAAUAUUAUCAUUACUUUUACCAAACAGAAUUUGUCUGCAGUGCAAGAUAACACGUUAACUUUAAAUUUUUUAGCUGUUUUGUAAAGGAAAGCGGCUUCUUAACUUCAGGUUUAACCAGACCAUGUGAGCUGUUUCCUCUGAGCUUUCAUUUGAUAAAGAUCCCAGAUGUUGUUCUGCUGGUUGUCUCGUCGCUCUUCGCUGCUGUGCCCCCCACUCCCCAAGUGAAUACAAUGUUGGAGGUUCAGCCGAUGAAACAUCCUAAACUCAUGGGAUUGGAGGUGUGUGAGGGGCAAUGAGUUCAGCCAAACUGAAAGCCCCCAAGACAGCAUGACAGAGGAAUGUGAAGAGGUCCUAGGUGCAGCCUAGUAAAGUUCCUGGUUGAAGGUUUAUGGAGCUCAUGGCCAGUUUUAUUGUUGCUGUUUGUAAGAACCUGACUGCGAAAAACUUUGUGGGCCAGCAAGAGUUCUGUUUUUGUCUGUGGAGACACAGCCUUCGCUGAUCGAAUUAAAAAUCACCUACCUUUCUUGACCUCUUUCCCCUCAGUCUGGCAAACAUCCCUCUUAGCCCGGAAACGGCUCAGGACCAGGAGAGGAGAAUCCGUCGAGAGAUUGCCAACAGCAACGAACGCAGACGUAUGCAGAGCAUCAACGCAGGUUUCCAGUCCCUAAAAACACUCCUGCCCCACACAGACGGAGAAAAACUCAGCAAGGUGCAGACACACACACACACACACACACACAAAUGUAGCCCUCAUUUGUCUUGACUCGACUUCCUUUUUGCUUCUUUAAGGCUUGUCAAAAAACUUCAAGUAUUCAUUUGUGCAUUGUUGUCUCUUUUUGUCUGUUUGUCCCCGCCAGGCUGCCAUCUUGCAACAGACGGCAGACUACAUCUUUGCCUUAGAGCAAGAGAAGACACAGCUACUGGCACAAAACAACCAGCUGAAACGCUUCAUUCAGGUACCAUAGACAUGCCUGUUGAAAGCACAGUUUUUCAGUCUGACUUUGAGUGUUAAAAAGGUCAAAUGUCUAUUGUCUGAUUGACAUCCAGACAACUUUGGUUAAUCGAAGGAUCAAUUUGGUUUUGGCAGUCUCCCCAGACCACCCCCAGUAUGGAUUUAUGCCUCAGCAGGCUGUGAUUCACUUUGUCAUGUCAGCGUGUCAACUGUUAUGAAAGAUUUGGAUGUGGUGCAGGCGGGAGGUGUGAUGCUGCACUUCUUCUGGCUCAUGGUUUAACAGCAUCUGCUUGUUUAUUUGAUGAUGAAGAGACGCUUUUUGCUAGAUUCAGUUUCUGCAGGUUGACAAGAACAUGUCCAAAAGAUUAAUACAACCAGGGUUUACAUUAGCUGGUAUUCACCAGCUUUUUGGAUGUUUUUACACACAAAAGAUGUCAUCCUCCGAUAUGUCUGCAAGGAAAUGCACAUUAAAUAAUUAAUAUAUUGGUCUUGAAUGAGUAAUUUUUAUUUCCUUAAAACAUAGCCUGUUGGAUGUUUAAGACUUUUGUUUGUUUUGUGCGUGUGUUAAUACAACUGAACCUGACGCAUGAACAAAACCUUCCAUCUGUUGGAGCUGUGUGAAAAUGUGUUUACCAGCCCUAUUAGCUCAUCAUGUUGCUUGCUGGUUAAGUACAUGAAUACCAGUUUGGAAAUAUGUCAGGUUUUUUUUAGAUUUCUGAUCUAAAUUUGACCAUACAUGACUUAUAUGUCACCACAGGAGUUCAGUGGCUCCUCACCAAAGAGGAGGCGAGCGGAGGAGAAGGAUGAAGGUAUUGGGUCUCCAGACACGCUGGAGGAGGAGAAGGUGGAGGAGUUGAGGAGGGAAAUGUUAGAGCUGCGACAGCAACUGGACAAGGAGCGCUCAGCGCGUAUGCAGCUGGAGGAGCAGGUAUGUUCAUGGCUCAUUUCUGUUUCAGAGGUGUAGAAAUAAUGAGAUUGAAAACGCAAACACCACUCAUUGUAUUUUUCUUUGUUUCAUUUGUAAUCGUUGCUGGGGUAGAAGCAUUAGCUGAUACUAUGCCUACAGUGGUCCAGUGUGGCUAUUAAAAAUAUUAUGAAAAAUGUUCCUUAAUAAGGGACGCAAUGCAUUCACGUACAAAAAAAAGGGAACCGUUUUAAUUUUUUUUCUUUGCUGUUUUUCGGACAUUUUUUUUUCUCUGUUUGUUGUGCUAAUAUUUUUUCCCCUAUUUCUGUUUAUUUGACAGUUUUUUUUCUGUUCUUUGUACUAUUUUUUUUCGUCUUUCUGUUUUGUUGACCAUUUUUUCCCCCUAACUAAGCGAGAUACCUCAAAAUCAUGCGAGAAUCUUAUACAAUCAGAUAACGUUAACCACUGCGGCUGCUCCAAAUCAGCAGACUUUUCAGCUUCUAGAUAACUUUGACUAUGAUGUCAAUGAGAUUAAAGCAUGUUAUUAGUUAAACAUAGGGUAUGCAAAUCCUGAGGUGCCUGCACAAAUUAGACAAACUUCUGAGGAUUCCAUCUAUCUGACUUUAAGAAAGGAGUAUCCCCCAGUGUCUCAAACCCAAAAGAAAGUAAAACUUGAUUAAACUAAACAAGUGGGCUUCCACUGUUUGCUUCCAAUAAAUCGAGCAUAGGGUGAUGAAAGCACCUGUGUUUAGAUGAUCAUGAUCUCAGAGAAUAGGAAAAACAGUAGGUCUGGAAAACAAAACAAAGAAAUAGUCAUAAAAAACAGAAAAGAGAAAAAAAAAAUUCUGAAAAACUGAAAAAUUUAGUCCGAAGAACAAAACAAAAACGAAUUACUGAAAAACAAAGCUUUUUUUGGUGAAUGCAAUACUGUUCUGUUCUUGAUAGUAUGUCCUUCAGGAAAUCCUCAAAAUCUCUAAAAUCUUUUACUCAAGGCUAAGGUCAACUGCAAAACAUCUGAGUUCAACCAUCCAUUUGACUUCUACCAAGUAUGUGGACGAGCUCCAUGAUGAUCAGUUGAUAACAAAGUGUCUGCUAGCGGUGAUAACAGAUUUAUUUGCUCACUACUCACAUCCUGGAUCUACCUGAGGAGCAGGUUAAGACAAAGACAGAAACAGAAAGUGAGACAGGAAGUAAAAGACGGAAGUAAACAGUGAGCGGAUUAAGAAACAAGAGCUUUUUGUUAAAAGCCCUUUGGACAAAUGAAAUACCUGUUUGUUUGUGUGCAGGUGCGAUGUCUGGACACCCAGCUGCACCCUGAGCGUCUGAAGGUGAUCACCCAGCAGGUGGAGGAGGAGCAGGCACUCCUGCAGAGCCAGACACUGCUACGGCUGCAACAGAUCCACGCAGCUGACAGACAAACACACAGUCCAAAGGUCAGAAACACACACACACAAUGCAGUCAUUUGUUCUUAAAUAAACAAUAAAAGGUGACAUUCAGUCUGAGAGUUAAUUUUGUUCAAAUUUGUCUCCCCUUUAGGUCUUAGCUCCUCCCACUCCCCCCGCACCAACCCAUCACCCCACGGUCAUCGUUCCAGCCCCAACACUAACCCAGCACCCCCACCAUCAUGUCACUGUGGUAACCAUGAGCCCAUCUGUUCACACCAGCUCCGUGUCCACGUCCAGGCAGAACCUGGACACUAUUGUGCAGGUAGGUGCUCACACAGAGAAUCCCCGUCAAACCAGCUCCAAGACUCAUGUGUUAUUGUGGUCUUAAAGGGAUAGGUCCAAGUUUUUGAGGUGAGGCUGUAUUAAGUACUCAUCAACCGUAAGUGUAUCAGAUUAAUGUUUGGGUUGGAGUUAAGAUAAGUUAAGCUGUGGUUAAACUGAGCCUGUCUGCAGUGUGCUGGUUCUCAGGGGACUUACUGUUCACAAGUACUUUAAACAGCCCCACGUACAAAACCAACUAUCCCAUUGAAAUAAUGGUGAAUGUUAUGUAUUCAUUUUGAUUUUAUGUUUUGAUCCUCUGCUGUCAGGCCAUUCAGCACAUUGAGCGCACUCAGGAGAGAAGAGCAAGUGCAGAGGAGGAGCAGAGGCGGGCAGUCAUCGUCAGCCCUGUCCAUGUGGCCAUGGACACCGCCUGCUCGGACACAGACACCGACACCGAGGGAGAGGACUGUUCCAUGAACUGAUCAAACCCAUGAACAUUCUCACACACACACACACACACACACAUACAAAUGCUGACACACACACACACACACACACACACACACACAGGCAUACACACACAAACACUUAAAAAUAUCUACUCACUGUAAGAUUCCCUCCAGGAGCUUGACUACUUUAAACAACAGAAAUCCUUCCUCGGCAUUAUCCAAACUCUUCAAUCCAGUGGUUAAGCUCUGUGUCAGUCUCGUACUGUAAAAUUUCUGAGGAGAUUGAGAGCAUAGGACGGUCAGCGUGUCGAGGAGACCCUGUGGGGUCUCUGGAGGUUGUUUUUCAGUAUCGAAGUCAGUCUGUGGCUGCUUGAAAACUUGACAGUCUCUUCAUUUUAAAAGCUCUCAGCAUGAGUCCGUCCUACAUUGAAUAUGUGCUUCAUACAGUCUCAGUAUCAUAGUUACCCGUCGUCAUUGGCACACUGACAGUAUUACUUGUGCUACACAUUGAUGGAGAGUUGAAUGUAUAAACACAAGGCGAGAGCAGCUCUUGAUUCUGAGAGAGGAAGUAGAGUUGCAGCUGCCCAGUCUAAAUUUGUUUUCUGAUUGACUCGAUGAUACUUUUGUGCAAGUGGCCACAAAAAAAAAAACAACAACUUAAACUACAACACAAGGCAUUUUUUAUUUUGAAAGUUUGGGUAAAAUUAAUUGCAAAGCUAAUUUGAGGAAAUAUGUUGAAUGGAAUUCUCUGAUUUACUUGAAAAUAGUUGUUUUCAUAUCUAAAUAAGCCCUUACAAAAUAAGCUGUUGAACAAUUUCCUUUAAUCGUGUUUAUUGUUUUCUUAUAAUUUUUUUUUAUUCGUCAGGGUUACUGAAUGUUGAAGGUGAACACUUUUGUUAUUAUGAGAUUAACAACUUUAUACUGGAGGUUUGUCAGGUCUUUAUAGGGAACCAAAAGUCUGAGAUGAAUCAGGAUACAGUUAGCUAUGGAGCCCCUUAAGGGACGUGGAUGAAAAAAAAAAAAAAAGAUUUUCUUGAGCUUUUUUGCGAGAUCUCGCAAUAGAUCUCAAGUGCUUAGAGUUACUGGUCAGUGUAUCACUUCCAUGUUAAUUCAACAAAAAUAUUGGAACGUACGCAGCUGUGGGAAAGGUUCAUUGAAUUUUAUUUUGAGCUCAUUUUCUGCUCACCUUGUCCCUUUGCAUGCACAUAUUGUCUUCAGGACGUCACUUGACCGUAGGACUUCUUUCAAAUCAUCCUCCAUAAUUCGUGUUUUAAAAGAAAGCAGUGCCUGCUUCGCAGAACUGAUUUAAUAUCUCUUAUAUCUGAGGCCAGUCACAAAAAAGAUGCAAUGAACCUCUCCCACAGGUGCAUGGGUUGACUCGACAAGGAAUACACUGAUCUAUUUUCUUUUCUUUUUACUUGUAACUCUUUGACAACUGUGAGCUUUCGCAAUAGUUUUGCGAGAAAAAUCUUGAAGAAUCCUUUUCAAAUUUUUUCCUUCAUGUCCUUUUAGGGGCUUCGUAGUUCUCUACCAUGGACAGUGAUAACUACAAAAAGAACCAAACGUUGGUUUUUUAACAUUUAGAUCAAUCUCAAACAAUCUGACUGAAUCUGAAUAUUCUCUUAUUAUAAAUAAGUAAAGUCAAGUUUGUCUGGUGUUUAAAGUCUGAAGGCUUCUGGUUCACCUCCAAAGACGUCCAGUCCGUCUUUUUUACUCGUUUUAAGUUCAGUGACUAUGCACUAGAGUUUUUUGGUAUUUAUGCAAUUCCAUCUUCAGUCCAUUUUGUUGGUUUGAUACAUGAGGUGAAGUUAUCUAUGCACCGUAGAUAGGUGUGAACAUGACACCUACAGUUUAUCUCUGAAACUUGACCUGUGUUUGUCAAAGAAUGUAGUCUCUGCCUGCAUGGUGCUCUUUGUCAGCCGGCUGCUCUGCUGACCCAAACACCCUUCAUCUGACUUCACACCUGUUCACACAUGUGCAUUCUGUGCCUGAAUUCUGGCUCAAUAGUGUCAUUCACGCAUGUACGGAUAGUUUUUAGAGCAGGGGAACAGAAAGGUUUUCUCAUGCUUUUUUUUUUUUGGUUGCAUAGAUAGAAACAACCCACAGAACACAGCCUGAUUACAUAACUCACAACUUAAUAAAUUUAAAACUCUAGAGAGAGAGAGAGAGAGAGGAUAAAGUGGAUCAUCACUUUAGUUAGAAGUUUUGUACACACCAAUAGCUGGACGUACUUUUCAGUGCAUCAAACCAGAGAAAAAGUGGAAAGACUCUAAGAUGCACUGAUCGGACUUUCAGAUCUCCUGUCUCAGUCUGUCCACCUCAUGUUCUGUUGCUUAUAUUUCUGUCGGGAAUUUGACUGGAAAUCCCUGCUCAGAGCCUCCCUCCUGUCAGACUCAAUUUAGUCCUCUGACUUGAUGCUGUAAACAUUCCUUUUAUUUGGAUUUGUAUCUGUCUUUUGAUCUCUUAUAUGUUCUCUUGCCAAUUGAAUGCAUGUUACUAAUUGCUGUUUUCUCUUGUCUAAAUUGCGCUUUUGUGUUUCGACACUUUGUUUAUGUUUCCGCGGGGUUCCAACAUUUUCCAUUAACAUGAGACUGAUGUGUUCAGUGUGAAGCUGUCUCUUGUGAGAUAUGAGGACACUUUUCAGUCACGUUGAUUUUAUACCUGGUUAGUCGAGCUGUUUUCCCUGACAAUCACUGGGGGAAAUUAGCAUAUUUUGUUUGUGAAACUUUGUCAGAGGGUUCAGAUGUUUUGCUGACACACAUUUCAAGUCAAAGCCUAAAUUUGGACUGCGGUUUGCUGUGAGUCAACAAAACAUGUUCUCUCCUAUGUUUCUGUGCGUUGUGUUGCAGCACUGCUGUCUUUUGGUGGAAUUUGAGGUAUUUGAUAUGAAGCACUUGCUGUUCUGUACUGCCUGAUUCAAUGAUGAGGAAGUUAUUUUUCACAGUCUAUUUUUUGUUAGCUCUUUGCUUGGACAUGUCGAAAGCUUUUAUUGUGUUCUGCUCUUUUUCUUUUUUUUAUAUCUGUCUUUCUUGUCCUUUUUUCCAUUUUUGGUGAAAAGCAUUUUUUUUAUAUUUUUGUGAUUUUUUUUUCCCAUCAGUCCAGGUCGAUGAGAAGCUGUUAUAUUUUGUUUAUAAAAACUUGGGUAAACAGGCCUUUGUAAAGAUGAAAAAAAUAAAUUUGUACCUUUUUUAUUACA
Xyrichtys novacula (pearly razorfish) is the source of this 10207-nucleotide messenger RNA. The record is from the annotation of a GenBank genome assembly. NCBI's taxonomy places the organism in Eukaryota, Metazoa, Chordata, Actinopteri, Labriformes, Labridae.